Molecule: messenger RNA, 636 nt
Organism: Emericellopsis cladophorae
Lineage: Eukaryota; Fungi; Ascomycota; Sordariomycetes; Hypocreales; Bionectriaceae
Exons: 1
Coding region: 1-636 (211 amino acids)
Source: RefSeq, a predicted model, not a curated record
AUGAAGCUCAGCAUCGCCGCUUCCCUCCUCCCUCUCGUUGCCUCGGCGGUCGUCCUGCCACGGCAACAAUCCUGGGACGAAUACGACGCAACCACGGACAUACUGAUCGAAGAUGGCCUUUGCCGCAGCUACCGCACGCUGAACCCCCCGCCCGAGGCGGCCGGUCUCGUAAUGUGUGAGAUCUUUUGCGCGCCAGCCAGGGAGCUCGCGGGAGAGGAUGAAACCUUUAGCUGGACGUGCUUUGGCGAUACGGCCCCCAACCCCGUCACCGUCUACGACCCUGCGGGAGAGCCGUACACGUAUGGAGAGUGUAAAUGCAACCACCCGGCCAUCAACUUUGUUGGCGAGACUUUUGUCGAGCUUCUGCCUUACGUGGGCCGCGUCACGUGCGCCGUGUGGAAGUUGGCCAUCUCCGAAGCCGCCAUCAUUCUGGCCGGCACGCCUUUCACGGCCAGCACGGCCAGCAUGACCCUGUUCAAGGUGGCCAAGACCAUUGCGAGCACCGGCUCGGGCGCCUCGGGCUGGGAAGAGUGGAUUGCGAGGGUGUCCGCAGACGACCCUUGCGACUUCAGCCCCGGGCAGAUCUUCGAGGACUUUACCGGCAUCAGCGACGAGGACAUUUCAGCUGUCCUGUAG